UCUAACCCAAAUGCAAUUCUUGUAUUCCUCACUCUGUCUCUCUGUCUCUUCUUAAUUUGGUAAACCACUUUGGUUUACCAGAAAAGCAGCAAAGCAAAGAAGAGUGAAAACAAGAAAAGAAAGAGGAGACUCUUUUUUUCUUGAUUUUACACACCAACCCACUCUCUAUUUUCACCUUCCAGUCCUCAACCCAACCUCCUAAAUCCAACAUAAUUCAAUACCCAGAACACCCACAUUGCCAUUUUUAUCAAUUGAGAAAACCCCAAAAAGGAAAAAAUCAGGAAUUCAAAGAUUAAAGAUUGAAUUUUUAUUUUCUAGGCAAAAAAAGUUAUGAAGAAAUCUCCAUCUUUUUCUUUUUCUUGUUCCUCUUCUUCUUCCUCAUCUUCAUGCAUUGAGCAAAUCCAUGAAGAAACAGAGAAGCAAAAGCUGAAACCAAAGCCAAAAUCAAAACCCAGAGCUAAACGUGCUACUAGAGCCAAGAAAAUUGUAAAUGCUGAUUCUCCUAAUUCUUCUACUGCUAGAAGAAGCUCAAUUUACAGAGGUGUAACCAGGCAUAGAUGGACAGGAAGAUAUGAAGCUCACCUAUGGGACAAGAGUACUUGGAAUAGCAUUCAGAAUAAGAGAGGACGACAAAUUUAUUUGGGAGCUUAUGAUAGUGAGGAAGCUGCUGCCCGAACUUAUGAUCUUGCGGCCCUUAAGUACUGGGGACCCACUACUACACUUAAUUUUCCGAUCGAAACGUAUAGCAAAGAGCUUGAAGAAAUGCAGAGGCUAUCAAAGGAAGAGUACUUGGCUUCAUUACGGCGACUGAGCAGUGGAUUUUCUAGGGGUGUUUCCAAAUAUCGUGGCGUCGCAAGGCACCACCAUAAUGGUCGAUGGGAAGCACGAAUUGGACGAGUCUUUGGAAAUAAGUACCUCUAUUUGGGAACUUACAGCACUCAAGAGGAAGCAGCUGCAGCAUAUGAUUUGGCAGCAAUUGAGUUCAGAGGGCCUAAUGCAGUCACCAACUUCGACAUCAGCACAUACGCAGACAAGUUGAAAAAAUUCCGCGAACCAGAGCUGGUACCAAAGGAGGAAAAAACAGAAUCAUCUGCUGAAGUGCAAUCAAAUGAGGUGUCAGAACAACAACAGCCAGUUCAACAACAAGAAGAAAACCAACAGAAGUUUCACCAAGAAGAGCAAGAAGAAUUAGCAGUGGAACCAAUAGUAGUACCAAAGUUAGAGUUCACGCCUUCGCUUGAUUCUGAUGAAGUGACUCAACCAAAAGUUCUGAAGUUGGAGUUUGCUCCUUCAGUUGAGUCUGCUGAUAAAAUAAAGGCGAAGGAUCACGAGGAGGAAGAUGACAACCCGUGGAACAUGUACUUGGAUGAUACAUUUGAUUCCUUCCCGGUUUCCGACUUCUCUCUUGACAAACCAUCCGACUUGAUGGAUUUUUUCAACGAUACCGGCUUUGACAACAACAUUGACUUCAAUUUCUAUGAGCAAUCAAGUGAGAAUGAGUUCAACCUGGAUGUAUUCUCCGACAGCAUGAUCAUCGACAUGAUUGAAGCUAAGGAGGAAGCAAUGAUGAAUCCAUCGAAUUCGCCUACUUCAUCCUCAUCCGUGUCAAGAACCACAUCCAUUUCUAGCGACACGAAAGAUGUUGGAGGUUUGGACUAAAGGUUCAGUUUUGUGUCGAAAUGAAACUUAAGUUUGAUAGGAAACCUUCCUCCUAGCUAGUUUUAGAUGCCCUUUUCCUUUCCUAGAUAUAGGGACACAAGCAGAAGGCCUUGUGACUGUGUUUUAAUUAGUUUCUUCUCCAAAACGAACUACUGCAGUUUAGCUAUAAUGUUGCUUAACAAGUUUUUGAAGGGUGAAUCUAUGUUCCCUUUUUUGGUUUCA
Molecule: messenger RNA, 1881 nt
Organism: Nicotiana attenuata
Lineage: Eukaryota; Viridiplantae; Streptophyta; Magnoliopsida; Solanales; Solanaceae
Product: AP2-like ethylene-responsive transcription factor At1g79700
Exons: 7
Coding region: 331-1659 (442 amino acids)
Biological process (GO): regulation of DNA-templated transcription
Molecular function (GO): DNA-binding transcription factor activity; DNA binding
Source: RefSeq, a predicted model, not a curated record